Diabrotica virgifera virgifera (western corn rootworm) is the source of this 6453-nucleotide messenger RNA. Its product is annotated as alpha-(1,3)-fucosyltransferase 10. Bases 154 to 1416 code for a protein of 420 amino acids. The record is from RefSeq and is a predicted model, not a curated record. NCBI's taxonomy places the organism in Eukaryota, Metazoa, Arthropoda, Insecta, Coleoptera, Chrysomelidae. Gene Ontology annotation, cellular component: membrane. The transcript has 6 exons. Gene Ontology annotation, molecular function: alpha-(1->3)-fucosyltransferase activity.
UUUUAAUCAGAAUAAAUGACCUGUCUCAAGGCCUUUGAACUUGGGGAAUGUGGAAUGUGUAUCAUGUUUGGUCUAGGAAGUGCGGAGUGCAAUAAAAAAUUUGGAAUGUUAAAAUUAGAUCACUAGCCAAAUUUAAUCAACCACAACCCACAGAUGUUGAUAUACCUAUGCAGGAUAAGGUUAUCAACUCUAAUUAGGCUGUCCUAUGUUCUGUUUUCAUUGGUGGUUUUUUAUUAUAUUUAUGAGGCAUACAAUUAUGACACGAGUACAAAGAUACUGUUAUGGUGGACACCUUUUAUGCCAAAACAUGACAGACUGAUUAAAUGCAAUAAGAAAGAAUAUAAAUGUUUAAUAAGUAGCAAACGAGAAUAUGUUAGUGAUCAUAGAUUGGGUGCAUUUUUAUUCUAUGGAAGUAAAAUCUUAAAUCAUGAUUUUCCAUUACCAAAAAAAGAAAAAGUGCCUUGGGCUGUUUUUCAUGAGGAGUCACCAAAAAAUUAUGCACCGUUUCUGUAUAAGGAGACACAAGACUUGUUCAACAUUACUUCUACGUUUAGCCAAUACAGCGACCGUCCCGUAACCUUGCAGUAUUUAAAAAAUGUCAGCAAUUUAAAAGACAAAAGAUAUUUUGUCCCCCUGAAGAAUAAGAACAAAUUGUUAGAAAAUAGUUCUCCAGUAUUAUAUAUACAAUCCGACUGUGAUACACCUAUAGGAAGAGAUUAUUUGGUUAAGGAACUAUCCAAAUAUAUUCAAAUUGAUAGUUAUGGCAGCUGUUUAAAAAAUAAGGACUUUCCAUCAGGAUUAUCUGAGCUAUAUCCUUUAGAUGUUUACAACGAAAAGUACAUGGAGUUUAUAUCAAAAUACAAAUUCAUAAUUUCAAUUGAAAAUGCAGCAUGUCAAGAUUAUAUAUCUGAAAAAUUUUGGAGGCCGCUAAUAGUGGGCAGCAUACCCAUAUAUUUUGGAGCCACUAACAUUAAAGAAUGGUUUCCCAACGAAUUGUCAGCCAUUUUGGUAGAGGAUUUUAGUGAUAUGCGAUCACUUGCUGAUUUUAUAAAAAAAGUUAAUGCAAAUGAUACACUAUAUUCCAGCUUUUUGGAACAUAAACUUUCACAAAAAAUCAGUAAUGAACGCUUAAAGAAUGAAAUUCUUUCAGAACAUCCUAUACCAGAGUUUGAGUGUUACGUUUGUACUCAAAUACACGAAAACCGAAGUUUUAAAGCAAGAAAUAUGAACAUCUACGAUUGUCCCAAACCAGUUCCUAGAGAUACUGAAAAAAAUACGUGGGAUCAACAUUGGGAUAUAGGCAGGUGUCAGUCUAAGGCACUAAAAAUGCUAGUGGGCAAAAAUGAGCCAUUUAGUGAAGAGGUUUUUGAAGAAACAUGGAAAAAUCUAUAUUACAAUAAGAACUGUUAUCUGUAAAAUAUUUUAGAACUUUUUAUUAUAUAUGAACAGCUUAUUUCAGAAAGAGACUCGAGUCAUGUUAACUAACUUUCGAGAAAUAUGCAAAAAUCUGUCUAGAUUCGGGUCCUUUUGUGUAGUAAACGAAAAGUACGCCAUGCUAUUUCUCUAUUAUAGUAGAGAAAUAAAUUCCAAUAAAGUCAACCAUCUUAGUGAAUGAAUCCAGUCUUAACAAAAAAAGAAUGUGUGUGUACUUUGUGCGCACGUAAGAAGUUAUACUUCUAUUAUAUGAUUUCAAUGAAAUCAAUAUAAAAAUAAAAUAAAAAUUUUAUUUUUAAUAAAUCAAUAUACUUUAAACAGUUUAUUUAAAUAUUAAACUAAUUUUAAUACUUGCUACUUUCCACAAAAAUUUUUAUUAAAAAAAUACCAAAAAUAAAAAAAAAUAAAAGAAUAAAACACACGCAAGCACAUUGAAAAAUGAAACAAAGAAAUGAUUUCUAAACAAUAAUUGUUGACAAAAAUUUCAACUAAAUACGUAUUUUCUGAAAAAAAAUUUAAUAAAUAUACUUACAAUCAUAAAAUGUACCUAUAAAAAAAAUAAAAAAAUUGCAUUGGGGAUUGAACCUGCGUCUAUCAGGUUGUUAGAUUUUGAACUCACCACACGCAGAAUUUAGCUACCGAGACAUAAUAUGAAUGAUGUGGGAAGAUAUAGCAACUAAACGUUUUAAACUUUUUUGACAGUUGCUUAUUCUCUUAGUUUAAUCGUGUUUAAUCAAAUAAGUUUGAUUCUUGUGGAAUUAAAAUACAACAAAAUAUAGACUAAAAAGGCAAUAUAUUAGAUGAAAAUUGGUAGAAAUUUUGUUGGUAAUCAAUUUAUGUAAAUCAAAGCAUUACCUACUAGCCAGGUAGGUACAUUUUCCAAAUAGGUAUGUAAUUUUUUAUUGCAAUACUGAAACAUUUACAAUAAUUACGUACCUGUUGCUUUUAAAAACUAUUUAAAAAGUCACUACAAUUAUAAACUUGCUUUUUGUCUCUGUUCUCACAACAAUAAAAACUAAUAAAGGUACCUACACACAAUUUAAUUACCUAUAACCAUUGACGUAUUAAUAAAAUAACCGACAUAUUGAACAAUUGUUGACAGGUCAUUGUAAUUAUUACCCAAUCAGAGGACGUAUAACGUUUAAGCUGCACCCAGCACCAAGACUUUUGAUGAAUUCGCGCACAUAUAAAUUUACUCCUAACGCGCAUAAAGAAGUAUAACUUCAAAAAUAACAAAAAACUGACUCAGGUCCCUUUCUGAAAUAAGCUGUUCAUAAUAUGCAUACGAGAUUAAUUGAAAAGGUAAUAAGCAAAAAAGGUUUCUUGCUCUUCUAAGAAGCAUGGCAUCGUCUAAGACUGGGCAAAUGUACUAUACGUCUUAUUUCAAGCUGGUUACAUCUAUCUUUUUGCAAACGUCACACUGUCAAUCUGUUUUUAAGUGCCUCCUGGCAUGUUUCUGCCAGGAGGUUCUGCAUAUUCACUCUUGGCAAACAACAGACUGUUUUCUGUAUUUACUUGAGGAUGAUUUGACCCUAAUCUGGUCAAAAUAUGAAAAACUGCAAUUUUUAAUAUUAUUACCAUUUCUUUUUCAACAUAGACUCAUUUUUUGCUCAAAGUACUAGCCACAAUGCUUUUAUAACAUUUUUUUUUUCACCUUCAGAUAAGUAUUUUGUCAUCGUUCGUUAUAAAUUGUCGUCGUCCGAGCCAUUUUUUAUGUUUGGGAACAUGAAGUAGUCACAUUGCGCUAAAUCUGGGAAUAUGGUGGAUGUUUGAUAAAUUCGUAUUCGAAUUGCUCUAAUUUUCGCUAUGCAGCGGUCACUAUGUGAGUCGAUGCGUAGCCUUGAAUAAAGAGAACAGUUUUGCGAGACCUUUUUUCAAGUAAUCAAUAUGUGUAAUACUUUUUACAUGGUAAGAAACAAUCGUCGAAACCUUGAACAAGUCGAUGAAACUCUAAGCUCUUUCGUUAGCAGUGGCGGCUCGUGGCUUUAGGGACAGGGUCGGCAAGGUUUUGUCUCCUCAGAUAGGUAUGCCAUCUAAUUAAAAGGCUUCAAUUUCAUAGAAAAUUUUUGGUUUUUGUUUUUUUUUUAUUUUUUUUUUUGUAAACCUGUUUAUAAAUUAACUCUAGUCUAUGUUGUUUCGAAGUAGCAAAAUGGGUUAUAACGUCAUUGUAAAAUUUAUUAUUGUUUUGGAGAGGUUUUAAAAGUUUUUUUCUAUUGACAUUUGAGACAAGUUUGACAUUAUCUCUUGUUUUAUGGUGUUUCGAUAAUAGGGCUUUUCAUCGAUUGUCAUUUGUUUCGAGCUUCUGUCAUAUGUCACAUAAUAUUAAUAUAUCUACGCCAUACGUCUCUGGUUUGUAUCAUUGUUAUAUACCAAUAACGUAUGACGUAGAUAUAUUAAUAUUAUGUGACACAUGACAGAAGCUCGAAACAAAUGACUGUGAAAGAAAAGCCCUAUACGUUUUGACUUUUUUGAGACAAGAGAAAUCCCGUUCAUUUGAGGCAGAGUUUGCCCAUAUUUGAGCACAAUAAUUUAUUAAAUUCGGGAACAGUUUGUUGUACCUAAUGAAUUGCAGUAUAUAAAAUUAAACAUAUUUUGUAACUUAUCCCACCUUCCGAAAACAUUUAGAUCAGCAUAUAAAACUGUUAAUCCAUUUUCUUAUUUUAUUUGAAUAAAGAAUGAUGGAUAAUUUUUAAUGAACUUGUCUAAUAGAUAUUUUGAAAAUUCCUUGUAAAUAAUAAUUGAGUUAUCCUUCCGCUCAAAAAGGUCCGGAACAUUGUUUAAAUAAUCAAAAUGUCAAAAAAUUAAGAAAAACUUCGAUUUUUUUCUUCGUUUUUUGAUUUUAACUUUCAAAGUAUUCACUUCUGAGAAAAGUUACACUGACAUAAAAGUUGGGUAACUAAAUUUCCUACAAUAUAGGAUUGGUUAAAAAUUUUCAAAAGUGUCAUCCUUGUUGCAAUACAGCAAUAAUUGCGAAAAAAACAUAAAAAAUAAGUAUUCGCAUUUUACGUUUUUCAACCAUUUAUGCUAACACUUACGACCUUCAUAUUUUAACCAGAAAACCUUUAUGAUAUAAUAAAACAAUACUGUAAAUUUCAUUAAGAUCGACAUUUUGCAAUCUAGCUUUUGCAAAAAAAAAUAAAUUUUUUCAAAAUGUUGCAGUACUGACAAUAAAGCAGAUAGCAAGUUGAUUUUUUUACAUAUAGAAGAAAGGUACAGUAUUCUUCUAUACGUAAAAAUAAAUCAACUUGCUGUCUGCUUUAUUUUCAGUUCUGCAACAUUUUGAAAAAAUUAAUUGUUUUGCGAAAGCUGGAUUGCAAAAUCUAUUGAACCGAUCUUAUGAAAUUCACAGUAUUUUUUUAUUAUAAUAUGAUAUAGUUUUUCUGGGUAAAAUUAUGAAGGUCUUAAGUGUAGCAUAAGCGGUUGAAAAACGUAAAAUGCGAAUACUUGUUUUUUAUGAUAUUUUCGCAUUUAUUGCUAUUUUGCAACAAGGGUGACAAUUUUUAAAAUUUUUAGCUAAUCCUUUAUUGUAGAAAAUUUAAUUACGCAACUUUUAUGUCAGUGCAACUUUUCUCGAAAAUGAAUACUUUUAAAGUUAUAAUCAAAAAAUGAAGAAAAAAAUCGAAUGUUUCCUUUAUUUUUUGACAUUUUGAUUAUUUAAACAAUGUUCCGGACCUUUUUGAGUGGGAGGAUAACUCAAAUAUUAUUAUACGAGUUAUUUUCAAGCAAUUUCUGCAAACAAAUAUGAGUCACCUCUCAACGUCCAAAUUAAAUCUCAACGUCCAAGUACGUGUUUUGUUGCCGUUUGCAGAUCACCGCUGUGCUCGGCAGAUUGUUUUUCUGCCAUACUUGUCAUUCAAAUAAAUACGGGGAAUGUAUAAUUGGUUGCCUAUCGGCUAAUAUUCCAUAGCGUCUUAUUACAAGCAAAUGCUCAACUGGGUACGGCUAGCCGAAGCGGGCCAUGAAUUCACACAAUCGCAGUCGGGUGUAUGGCUGGCUAGGAUCCUUAAUUUGAAAAGUCUCUUACGCACAGCGCACAGGGAUCACUUAACGUAUCAGAUCGUUCGAAUUCUUUUAAAAACAAUGAAUAAAAUUUAAUCUGUAUUAUCUCACAGAUAUUUUUUUUAUUUCACAGAAACGAAUAUCAUCAACUCUGAUUAACUUAUAUAUUUCAAAAAAAUCUAUAAUGUGUCCAUAAAUGUGUGGGUCGGCACUGCCGACUCUGCCGACCCUGACUAGCCGCCACUGUUCGUUAGGCCUCCGCUGUUUUUUCUCCAUGUGACUGUUGUAGAACCCUCAGAAAUCCAAUUAUUAGGUCCCGGUGCCGCCCAAAAUCCCGACAGCCAAAAUCCCGACGGCCAAAAUCCCGACACAUAAAAAUCCUGUCAGAUUUUCAAAACUAUAAUACAUAGUAUCCAUCUAAGCUUUCAUUUGACACCUCAUUUGCCAUUCUACCUGGUUUAAUGACGGAGAAGUUAUAUUCGCGGUCGGACGGACAGACAGCAUAUGUUAAAUUUCUCACCUUUAGUACCAUCCUUGCAUUACAAGCUUUCAUUUGACACCUCAAAUGUCAUUCUACCUGGUAUAAUGAUGGAGGAGUUGUGUUUGCGGAAGGACAGACAGACGGACGGACGUUGAUAAUUCAAAGUUUUCACAUUUUUUCAAAAUUAGUGAAAACAAUGGAAAAAUUAUUCGCGAAUUAAUCAGUUUUAAUUUAUUUCCAAGUAUGUAGGUGAUAUUAGUAUAAUUAGCUAAAUAUAAAUAAUAUAAAUAAAUUCCAUGUUUAAAAUAAUACUGUAACGUAACAAAAAUAGAUGAAUACUAUGUAUUAUAGUUUUGAAAAUCUGACAGGAUUUUUAAUUUGUCGGGGUUCUGGCCUGUCGUGAUUUUAGGGUAGACCCAUUAGGACCAUGUGAAAAAUAUAUUUAUCGUGACAAUUCGUCCAUUCCAGCAACUAUUUAUUAUUAAGAAGUUCUUAUUUCUUUUGGAAUUAAAUAAAAAUAAAAAAAGGAUUUGUUAUAA